Cynocephalus volans (Philippine flying lemur) is the source of this 2544-nucleotide messenger RNA. RefSeq names its product polypyrimidine tract binding protein 3 (gene PTBP3). The record is from RefSeq and is a predicted model, not a curated record. NCBI's taxonomy places the organism in Eukaryota, Metazoa, Chordata, Mammalia, Dermoptera, Cynocephalidae. The transcript has 15 exons. Gene Ontology annotation, cellular component: nucleus. Gene Ontology annotation, molecular function: mRNA binding. The coding region runs from base 111 to 1766 and encodes 551 amino acids. Gene Ontology annotation, biological process: regulation of RNA splicing; mRNA processing.
CGGAAGGGCUCCGCUUGCGCGUCCCUGGAGCCGCUCUUCUGCCGCCGCCUGCUCUCUCCGCUCGCGGUGAGCUCGUCAGUCUACGCAGUGUGCGUUCCUCCAUCUGGGCCAUGGAUGGUGUUGUUACAGAUCUUAUAGCAGUCGGUUUAAAGCGGGGACCUGAUGAGCUUCUUCCUUCUGGCAUCAUUAACGGACCUUUUACCAUGAACAAUUCUACUCUUACAGCUAAUGGGAAUGACAACAAGAAAUUUAAAGGAGAUAGACCUCCCUGUUCGCCUUCCCGUGUUCUCCAUCUUCGCAAAAUUCCAUGUGAUGUCACCGAAGCAGAGGUCAUAUCAUUAGGUCUACCAUUUGGCAAAGUAACUAAUCUUUUGAUGUUGAAAGGAAAAAGCCAGGCUUUCUUAGAAAUGGCGUCUGAGGAAGCAGCUGUUACUAUGGUGAAUUAUUAUACUCCUUUUACUCCUCACCUUCGAAGCCAGCCUGUUUUUAUUCAGUAUUCCAAUCACAGAGAACUUAAGACUGACAAUCUUCCUAAUCAAGCUAGAGCCCAAGCUGCACUGCAGGCUGUCAGUGCUGUCCAGUCAGGAAGUCUGGCCCUUCCUGGAGCUCCUUCCAGUGAAGGCACAGUUCUACCUGGGCAGAGCCCUGUGCUCCGAAUAAUUAUUGAAAACCUCUUUUACCCUGUUACUUUGGAAGUUCUUCAUCAGAUAUUUUCUAAAUUUGGCACAGUUUUGAAGAUUAUCACCUUUACAAAGAAUAAUCAGUUUCAGGCCUUGCUUCAGUAUGCUGACCCAGUGAAUGCACAUUAUGCCAAAAUGGCUCUGGAUGGCCAGAAUAUCUAUAAUGCAUGCUGCACUCUGCGUAUUGACUUCUCCAAGCUCACCAGCCUUAAUGUGAAAUAUAAUAAUGACAAAAGCAGAGACUUCACUCGCUUAGACCUUCCUACUGGUGAUGGCCAGCCAUCCCUUGAACCCCCUAUGGCUGCUGCUUUUGGUGCACCAGGUAUAAUUUCUUCACCAUAUGCGGGGGCUGCUGGAUUUGCCCCAGCCAUUGGAUUUCCUCAAGCUACAGGUCUAUCAGUCCCAGCUGUUCCUGGAGCUCUUGGUCCUCUCACAAUCACCUCCUCUGCUGUCACUGGAAGGAUGGCCAUUCCUGGAGCUAGUGGUAUACCAGGAAAUUCUGUUCUACUUGUCACCAAUCUCAAUCCUGAUCUUAUCACACCACAUGGGCUUUUUAUCCUAUUUGGAGUGUAUGGUGAUGUACAUCGAGUGAAGAUUAUGUUUAAUAAGAAAGAAAAUGCCUUGGUUCAGAUGGCAGAUGCAAAUCAAGCUCAGCUAGCAAUGAACCAUCUAAGUGGUCAGAGACUUUAUGGAAAAGUACUUCGUGCAACACUGUCUAAACAUCAAGCAGUUCAACUUCCUCGAGAGGGACAAGAAGACCAAGGUCUGACUAAGGAUUUCAGCAAUAGUCCUUUGCAUCGUUUUAAAAAACCUGGCUCUAAAAACUUCCAGAAUAUCUUUCCACCAUCAGCCACUCUGCAUCUUUCCAACAUUCCCCCUUCUGUUACAAUGGAUGCUUUGAAGAACCUUUUCAUAGAAGCUGGAUGUUCAGUGAAGGCUUUUAAAUUCUUUCAGAAAGAUCGCAAAAUGGCGCUCAUUCAGUUGGGAUCUGUGGAAGAAGCAAUCCAGGCCCUCAUUGAGCUUCAUAACCAUGACCUAGGAGAAAAUCAUCACCUCAGAGUUUCCUUCUCAAAAUCUACAAUCUGACUUUUUUGUGAAUUUUUCUCCUAAAACUGGACCAUAAUUUUAGUAAAACCUUCAGACAUUGACUGAAGCAGCUCAAGACCAAUUCUGCCUCUUUCACAAAAAUAACUUUCUGAGUUUGAUAUUUAAGUAUAUUAAAAAAAUCAGGAGACAUUCUUUUUUUCCCCUGCCAGUAUGUGAUCAAAGUUUUGUUUUUUCUUUGUACCAUGGUUUCUAUGAAAAUAACCUGCAGGAAAAAAUAUUUUUUCAAUAAUUUACCUCCCUAUAUUAAAUUAGAUUUUGAGAGGAUGAAAUUUCUUUAAGUUUGGGUCCAGAUCAGCCUUAUACAACAUUUCUAAACUCCUUUGUACUUUGAAAAAUGUAAACAUAUGGACUUAUUACUUAAUGUAAGUAAUUUAAAUCAUUUAUGGCCAAGUUUUUAACUUAAUGAUUCAGAAGUUUGACCCCUGUAGGAAAUUAUGUUCAGUUAUAAAUUACAUCAAAUAUUUGCCAUAUAUUGAUGGUUAAUAUACAUAAACACAUUGAGUUGCACUGGAAGCAGUUUUAUAAACUUGCAUGUUUUCUUUCAAUGAUAUCUUUUUUCUCACUAUUAGACACUCCUUUGAAUAAUACCUAUCUUUUAGCUUUUUAAAGCUAUUUGGAAAAAUGAAGUGUCUUGACUGUCCCCAGGGAAAUGAAGUGGAAUCCAACCAGGAUCUGUUAAGAUGUCAAGAUAAUUAAUAGUUUUAUUAGGAAAAAUCCCAUUUUAAAUUUCAGAAUAACACAUCAUAGUAUAAUAUCA